AUGGCUGCGGAGGACGUGCGGAGCUCGCCCGCUGCGAAACCGUGCAGUCACGAGCAGUCACGAGCAGUCACGAGCAGUCACGCUCAGUCACGAGCUGUCACGAGCCGCCGCCGGGCCGCGCCAAAGUUCAGCCAAGCUCAGCCAAGCUCAGCGAGUGCGCGCAAGUGAUCGAGCAGGUCCGAGCUUCGCAAGGCCAAACUCGGGGAACUCGGCUCGGGCGCUUGUACUCGUCCUCACCACCGGCAACCCAUCUCAACGCCACAUUCAGCGUCAUCUACGCACACUUUGAACAGUGAGUCGUCUACCUGCUACUACCGCACGGGCUGGUCCAAGCUGACGUACGAUCUGCGCCUCACCCCGCUGCGCUCGCAGUGCGAUGUAAGCCCAACCAUCACCACCCAUACCAGAUUCCAACUGAUGGACUUAUGACCGCUCAUCUCAUCGGUACUUUUCGCACGAAUCCUAACCCACACUCCUCUUGCCUCCCCCUCCUCCUUUCUCCUUCCCCCUCCUGCUCCUGCCCCUCGUCGCCCUCCCUUCCUCCCUUCCUCCCCAUCGAACCCCGCUCUCCCGCUCCCACCACAGACGCCGUUCUCGUAACCGGUCCGGCAGGAGCGGGCAAGUCCACCUUCUGCGCCUCCCUCAUAACCCACGCGCAAUCCCUCGGCCGUUCGGUCCAUCUCUUCAACCUCGAUCCCGCAGCGGACAAGUUCGAGCACCCUCCUUCGAUCGAUAUCAAGGAUCUGGUCUCGUUGGAAGAGGUGAUGGACGAUUUGCAGUUGGGCCCUAAUGGGGGCUUGAUUUAUUGCUUUGAGUGAGUGCGACGAGCGCGAUCAGUCAUGCCAGCUUUCGUCAGGCUUUUCUCGGGGUGGGGAGCCAGAAUUGGGAGUGAUUUAGGGGCUACAUGAAAAAGAGCGCGGGAAGCUGAUCGGGGAAUGGCCGUGCAGGUACUUGAUGAACAACCUCGAUUGGUUGCAGGAGCAGAUGGGCGAUUACGACGACGAUUAUGCAAGUACCGUUCACCCAGCACACCAGGGCCCAACACUCAAGCUGACCCCAACCCCCUCAUCGCAGUUGGUCAUCGACUGCCCCGGCCAGAUCGAACUCUACACGCACAUACCCGUCCUGCCCAAACUCGCCAAACUGCUCACCUCGACCAUGGGCAUCCAACUCGUCUCCGUCUACCUCCUCGAAUCCCAAUUCAUGGAAGAUACUGCCAAGUACUUUUCAGGCGUGUUGAGUGCGAUGAGUUGCAUGGUUGGCUUGGAGGUGCCGAGCGUGAAUGUGAUGAGCAAGAUGGAUUUGGUCAAGAAGGGGACCACGGGCGCCAAGAGGCGGAAGCAGGUUGAUAGGUGCGUACAAGAUAUUCCACUGCGAAAUGCCUCGCGCUGAGUUGGCUCUUGUCGGAUAGGUUCCUCGAUCCGGACCCGGAACUAUUACGCGAAUCGGCAAACCGGACCACGAACCCCAAGUUCCAUGCGCUCAAUUCGGCCCUCGUCCAAUUGGUCAGUUCAAAGUGAACCUCGGUCGUCAGCGAGACAACGUACUCACCCUGCGCUUACUCGAUUCACGGUCUCGGGACCAGAUCGAGGACUUCAACAUGGUGCAAUUCUUGCCUUUGGACGUGACCGACGAGGAAUCGAUCGGGGUCGUUUUGUCUCAUAUCGAUAACGCUAUUCAGUCAGUCUUGGAAGUACAUGGAAAAGGCUUCAUCUGAUCACUUGCUGAGUGUGACUACCCUUCCUGCUGUUCAGGUACGGAGAGCACGAGGAGCCCAAGGAACCGCAUGAUGUGAGUCUUCGCGCUUCCUCUUGCUCUUGCCUGAAAGAUGAAACUGACCCAAGCGAGGUUGUGUCUUGUCUAACAGAUGGACGAGGGUGAUUUCGACGUAGCAGAAUAG
Microbotryum saponariae is the source of this 1900-nucleotide messenger RNA. Lineage: Eukaryota; Fungi; Basidiomycota; Microbotryomycetes; Microbotryales; Microbotryaceae. The record is from the annotation of a GenBank genome assembly.